GAGAGAGAAAAAGGGGUGAAAAAUAAUGGAAAGGGGUGGGGUUGAUUGAGCUGAGCGAAGGAAUAUGGGUUGCAGAGUGGACCGGAUAAAAAGAAGAAAACCCUAAAAAUCAUUUAAAAAAGAAAAGAGAGAGAGAGAGGCGAAAUAAACAAUUGGGAAAAAGGAAUCAAUAAAAAGGUCUCAGAAAACCGGUGGUUUUCAGCACAGAGAUAGCGAAAGAGAGAGAGCUCUGGUGAUCCUGAUAAAACAGGGGAAAUCGGUGGUUUCUCCAUCGGGUGAAAGCGGUUUUGAGGGUGGGAGUUAAGAGAAACGGUGGUUUUGGGUUUUGGUUGAGCAGAGAGGGGAGGAGAGAGGCGGUUUCUGGGUUUGUUGUCCAGUGGGAGGUUUAUUGCUGCGUUUGGUGGUAUUCGCGGGGUUAGGUUUAAGGUUAUGGUUUGGCGGCCAUGAGUAGUAGUAAUGGAUGCAGGAUGGAGUCGGAUCACGAGUACACCAUGAAGCAGAGGCAUCACAGGCAUGAAAUCAUGGAGAACCAGUGCACCUCUGCGCUGGUCAAGCACAUCAAGGCCCCUCUUCAGCUAGUGUGGUCACUUGUGAGGAGAUUUGAUCAACCCCAGAAGUAUAAACCCUUUAUUAGCAGAUGUGUGUUGGUGCGUGGGGACUUGGAGAUCGGGAGUGUGAGAGAGGUUAAUGUUAGAUCAGGCCUUCCUGCUACUACCAGCACCGAGAGACUCGAGCUUCUUGAUGAUAAUGAACAUAUUCUCAGUGUCAAGAUUGUUGGUGGGGAUCAUAGAUUAAAGAACUACUCGUCGCUGAUUACACUUCACCCAGAGAUCAUCGAGGGACGACCUGGUACAAUGGUUAUAGAGUCUUUUGUUGUGGAUGUGCCCGACGGCAACACCACGGAUGAGACCCGCUAUUUUGUGGAGGCCCUCAUAAAAUGCAAUCUCAAGUCGUUGGCUGAUGUCUCUGAGCGCCUAGCCAUUCAGGAUCGCACUGAACCCAUUGACAGGAGUUAGAGUCAUGAUGGGCUCAUCGCCACCCUCUAUGGCCCAUGUGACCAUCUCUCUCUCUCUCUCUAGAUCUCUGUCUUUACCCCCUUGCCUGAGAAGUUGGUUAUUUGUUUGACUGUAUACUUAUUGUACAGCUUCUCAGGGCCUUUGUUUUCUAUAGGAAAGCCAACGUUCUUGAUGGAGUUUGCUGUUUUUAUUUCUACUCUCUUGUUAAAAUCCCAAUAGAGAGCACAAGUACCAAACUGGGCCCUCUUGCCUCUGAUCUUUCUUGGGGAGUUUCGUGUUGGUUUUUGGCAGUCGGAAUUCACUGAGGAUGAUGAUGCUGCUGCUGCCGCCGCUGCCGCUGCAAUGCUAUCCACCACAGAUUGGGUGUAAAUAUAGAUGACCACUCAUCCUUUUUAAGUGUUUCCAUUUCUUUUCUUGUGGUUGUUCUCUCUCUCUCUUCUUUUCUCUUUUGUUUGAAUUUUACUUUUUAGUGUACUCUGCCUUUAUUACCGUUAUUUAUGUGAUUCUGUGAUAGAUUUUGUCUUUAAUCCUUUUAAGGGUCCCA
Amborella trichopoda is the source of this 1560-nucleotide messenger RNA. It is a transcript of the gene RCAR3, whose product is annotated as regulatory components of ABA receptor 3. Gene Ontology annotation, cellular component: cytoplasm; nucleus. Gene Ontology annotation, biological process: abscisic acid-activated signaling pathway. Gene Ontology annotation, molecular function: signaling receptor activity; protein phosphatase inhibitor activity; abscisic acid binding. NCBI's taxonomy places the organism in Eukaryota, Viridiplantae, Streptophyta, Magnoliopsida, Amborellales, Amborellaceae. The record is from RefSeq and is a predicted model, not a curated record.